ACCCUUUCCUGCCCUCGGCUGUCUUUUUCCCUCUCUCUCCUCAACUCUCCCGCCAAAAAAGCUGCACCUUUCUGAUCUUUCUCUCCCCCCCUUCAAAACCCUAACCCUAAAUCCCAAUGUCCAGCCGCGGCGUCUCCGGCGGAGCGCCACCGCCGUCGUUCCCCGUGGGUCCGCGAGUCGAAGUGCGAUCCAACGACAUCGGUUCAAGGGCGCGUGGUUUCGAGGCCACGAUCACAAAACCCAAGCAAGCUCUCACAUCGUCGUCUACUCCUCACUCCUCGACGACGCUUCUUCUCAGCCUCUCGAAGAGAAGGUUCCCUUCUCGAUGAUCCGCCGCGGCGCCGCCGCGGACCCCGCGCCGUUUUCGGGCUCCACCAGUGGCGUGGAGGGUUCCAUAAUGAAGGAUGGUGGAAGGGAGUGGUGACGAAGUUGCCGAUGAUCGACGGGAGAGGGGACUUGUCGAGGUUGUAUUCUGUUUGUUUUCCGAUGUCGAGGGAGGAGUUUCAGUUUAGGGCUGGGGAGAUCAGGAGGAGGAUGGAGUGGGUGAAGGGGCAGUGGAUUCCUUUUGAAGAUGGUGAUGAUCAGGAAGGAGUGCCAGCGAUAUUUGCUCAGGGCACACAGGUGGAAAUAAGCGGUGAUAGAGAGAACUUUGGGGCAGCUUGGUUUGUUGGAACUAUUUUGAAGGUUCUAGGGAAGACAAAUUUCUUAGUGCAGUAUGAAAACCUAUAUAGCAACAACCUUACAGAACUAAAGGAGAUUGUUGAUAUACAGUAUAUUAGGCCAUGUCCACCCAUAUCAGACUGCACUAGUUUCAAUGUGCUGGAUGAGGUUGAGGGAUUUGAUAAGAAUGGCUGGUUUGCUGGGGUGGUUUGCAAAAUUCUUCCUGGGCAGCGAUAUACUGUUAAGUACAAACAUCAGGACAAUGAGAUGGUAUUUGAUCACAUUUUAUUAAGACCUUGCUGUGUUUGGGAAAAGUACCGCUGGGUACACACUUCUCAGUCAUUCCAGGGCAAUCCAGCUGUUCGUGGAAAGAAAUUUAGUGCUAGCAAAAGUUUCAUUCAUCCGAGUUCAGAUUUGAUGUCUGGUGAUGAUGGUUCUGAUGCUGUUACCAAAUCAAGUUUCUUAGGUUCACAGCAGAAAAGGGCAUAUAGGCCAAGCCAAGGUGUUAUUGAGUUGUCCCAAGCUAGCAAAAUAUCAGAGGAAAAUUCAGUGUCUAAACACUUGGAUUUGGUAGAUGAAAUUUCUCAGGGGGCCAGUCUUGAAGACGGGGUAGAAUUUUUUCAACCUGGCAAGAAAUUUAAGGAGGAUUGCAAGAAAUCGAAGUACUUACUGGGAGAGCAUGAAAAGUUGGUAAAUGAUGCCAUUUCAGUUACCAGAAAACAGAGAUCCCGAGCUGCUAAACAAUCUAGCCUUCCUACUCCAUUGCUAACUUCAAGUAGCAACGGUGAAAAUUCUGAUAUAUCUGGAGUUGUAAAUUUGAAAGAUAAAAAUGUUCGGGAUUCAAGCUUCAAAGCCAAGUCAUUUAAACCUAGCAAGACCCCAAAUAAACAAAAAUUACCAGCAGAGAACUUGCUGUCAGUAGAUGGCAAAUUGAUGGAUUCCAGUAAGGAAACCCCACCAACAGUCGUAAAAUGUUCCACUGCUUCAAGGCUUCCAAAUGACAAAGUGGGAUCAAACGCACACUCGAAUCCCUUAUCAAAAGAGUUCUGCCAUGGACAGGACAAAUCUGGUGUGGAUGGAACUGAUGAAUCAAGUAUCACAAGGAAGGAAUCUUGUAGUUUCUUGGGGGAGAGAACAGUGCGUCAAGCAGUGGAAGCUAACUUUUACUGUUCAGUAGUUGGGCUUGCAGCUGUUAGCCUCGUUCCACCUGCUAAGAGAGAUAAUGGCAGACAGAUUCCUAGCACCUCAAGAGAUGCUAAGAUGCGAAGAAAGAAACUUGCUAUAAGGAAACGACAGCCAGAGAUUUCUGAUGUUGAUGUUAUACAGCGUAGAAAGGAGAUGAAGAAACAUAAUGGCAGCAUACCUCCAAAGCAUAAGGAUGAUUUCAUGACUCAAAACUCACCAGGUAAUGAUGCUUUUUCUUUGCCCAAAAUGCAAGCGGGCAUCAUGAAAACUCCUCCUGCGACGCCUCUGGCAGAGUCUUACAUUCUAAAUGUCAGUUCGCUAGAAAACUCAGUAGUUCAACAAUCACAGUCCCUCAGUAGAAAUGCAGAAAACAGGAAUUAUAGCAGUAAACUUGCUCAGGCUGGAGUUGAUGAAAGACACCAGGACCAUCCUUCUGUUCCAAAUGGCUCAGUAUCAAACAACGUAGCUGAGAUGGAGAUUGCUUCAAUUGACCCCCCGCAUACGGAGCCAUCACCUAUGGAGGAAGAUAAUACUUAUCAUGAGAAUGAGUUUAGUCCGAGCAGGUUCCUGUCUGAGAAUGAGAAUGUCAUUGAUGAGAUUGACGAUAGGGUCCCUCGUGAUCCUAGCCCUAGUGGGUCAUCUCUUUCAAGGGAAGAUGGUGUCUCUGAUCAUAAUGUGCUUACUCCAUGUGGGUCAAUAUCUGCAAGGUCUGUCAUUGAGAUGGGGCAUGCACCAUCAUCACUUAUAUCAAGUACUGUUAACAACGGGAUUGGAGAGGUUGGACAUUGUGUCAAUGAGCUUGGCGAGAAUGGAAGCAGACUAGAAAUCAAUGUUAAAGCCAUUUUCAAGGAACACAUUGCUCCAGAACAUGAUGAACUUGCUUCAGUUGGGCUGUCAUCUGCUGAGGAUAUUACUAAGGAUGGCGAGAUAGCAUCCGAAAGGUCACCAUUGCCAUUCACGAAGAGGUCUCAACUUUGGGAGGUAGUCGAGUCGAGAGAAAUUUUUAACACGUUUCCUCAACAUCCACAUUUCCAAUCAUUGCUGCAGUACGAAAAAGAUCUACGUGAAGGAAUGGCCAUUGGUCUGAUGGAGAGCUUUGCCUGUUUAGUGACUGACAUAAGGAGCUUAAUAAUUGAUUCAACGGAUGAUUUUGAGGAGAAAUUGAGAGCCCUUGUUACCCUGGAGUCAAACGGGUUCAAUAUUCAGCCAGUGCGUGCUCGCCUACUAAAGUUGAAAGAGAUAAGUGGAAUGCGAAGUCAAUCAGAGGGCAAAAAGCAUUCCCUGGAGGCCAAGUUACUAGAAUUGCAUGAGGAGAAAGAGAAGAAUGAUCUGUUAAUGUUUUUAAUUGAUCAAGAAGUAUCAGAAUGGCAACAAAAGCUCGCCUGCCUUGUGGAGAAAAGAGCAUCUAUGGUUCUUGAACAUGAAAAGAAAUAUUCUGAGAUUGUUGCUUUAAAAAAAGAUAUCCAAGCAGCUGAAGAAGCUAGUAGAUCUGCAACACUGCAGUUAAGCGCUGCACUAGCCGCACCAUGGUGAAGAAGAGAACUAAUUUGAUGCAGGCGAGGUGCGCUGCUUUUCACGUUAGGGAUAGUAGGUAUUCUGGUUAGCACUUUAACGCAGUGGAGGUGCUCUUUUUGGUGUAAAUAUGAGCACCAGUACGUUUAAUUUGACCUUAUUGACGAAUCUGGAUGCGUUUUGGUUUGUAAAUAUAGCAGUGAAUCGUCAACUAUGGUCGAACCUCAGUAUGGUGUAAAUAUGUUUUUCGCUGUUUCUCUUUUAGUUUGAGACUCUACGAUGCUUUUCCUUGAAUCUUGUUCGGUUAUUUCUGAGGCUGAAGUUUUUUAAGCCUGAAUUCUCAGCAGGGGUUUUACCUAAGGUAACAUAGGCGCAUUCUGUUGUGGCCCUUUUUUAUUUGGGACGAAGUUUGGAUGAUAACAGUGAGACGAUUGAACAAUGUGCUGGUAAUUUUUCUCUUGCAACUGCCUGUUCUCUUUUCUUUCAA
This is a messenger RNA of Asparagus officinalis (garden asparagus), 3844 nucleotides long. Its product is annotated as DUF724 domain-containing protein 3-like. The coding region runs from base 436 to 3378 and encodes 980 amino acids. The record is from RefSeq and is a predicted model, not a curated record. NCBI's taxonomy places the organism in Eukaryota, Viridiplantae, Streptophyta, Magnoliopsida, Asparagales, Asparagaceae. The transcript has 6 exons.